GUUUCAUUUCAUAAAUCUUGUUCAUCAGUCAACCUUCUCAAGUCUCAACCAAAUUUCAGACUUCAUAUAAUAAAAUAAUGUCCAAUUCAAAGCCAAGAACAGUAUGUUGCAUAGGCGAUAUUCAUGGUUACAUGACAAAGCUCCAAAAUCUGUGGACAAAUCUUGAAACCUUUAUCGACCCAUCAGACUUCAACUCUGCUCUCAUCAUUUUCUUGGGUGAUUACUGUGACCGCGGACCAAGCACGCGACAAGUCAUAGACUUCUUGCUUUCACUGACCACAAAGUACCCCAGCCAAAAACAUGUCUUUCUGUCUGGAAACCAUGACUUGGCGUUUGCAGGAUUCGUCGGAGUGCUUCCGGAGCCGAGAAAUGGGGCGGAUUUUAAAAAGGGGUGGAAGGAAUAUGAACAAAAUGAAGAGAGAGAAGGUUGGUUUAAGGGUGAGAGAUAUGAGAGAAUGCAUUUGCAAGGAAGGAGAUGGGGUGGGCAUACUAAGGAUAAGUUUAAUUCUGUUAAAGGGACUGAGUAUAAGGGCUCUAUUUAUAGUGCUGCUCCAACUUUUGAGUCUUAUGGGGUUCCUCAUGGCUCUGCUGAUUUGGUUAAGGCGGUUCCUGAUGACCACAAAAAAUUUCUUGCCAAUAUGGUUUGGGCCCACGAAGAGGUAACGCUUGUUCUAUCUGCCACUUUUGCAGUCAUGACUAUGAUAAGUAAUGAUGAUGUCUGUGUAGAGUCUGAGAAUGGAAUUAAACAAUGUAAAUUAAUUGCUGUCCAUGCUGGUCUAGAGAAAGAUAAAAAUGUUGAUGAGCAAUUGAUGUUUUUGAAAGCCAGGGACACUGGAGUGUCCAAGGUAGAAGCUCUAAGCGGGAGGAAAAAUGUGUGGGAUAUACCGGAGGAACUAACUGAGAAACCUGUCAUUGUGGUAAGUGGUCACCAUGGAAAACUUCACGUUGAGGGCCUUCGACUUAUUAUUGAUGAAGGUGGUGGAUAUGAACAUAAGCCAGUGGCUGCAAUUGUGCUUCCGUCAAUGAAGAUUGUCCGUGAUACUGAUAAUUUGGUGAAAUAGCUUUGACUCUGAUGAAUUAUCAUAUAAUGAAACAACUUAAUACUUAUUUUUUUUUCAAAUAUUUGGAAUAUAUCUACUGCAUGCAUGCAUAGCAAGGCUCUGUAUGUUAACCGCUAUUAUGCUUUGAAUUAUAUCAUGAUACUUGUUUUGUCUCCCA
Messenger RNA from Mangifera indica (mango), 1218 nucleotides. Its product is annotated as tyrosine-protein phosphatase RLPH2-like. The transcript has 4 exons. The coding region runs from base 78 to 1061 and encodes 327 amino acids. Lineage: Eukaryota; Viridiplantae; Streptophyta; Magnoliopsida; Sapindales; Anacardiaceae. The record is from RefSeq and is a predicted model, not a curated record. Gene Ontology annotation, molecular function: hydrolase activity.